AAAGAAAACGAGGAUCUAAAAAAGAAGCUUAGUGAGGUUUUGUGCCCCUCAGGUGAUGAUCGCGUGCUUUAUCUAUAGAAGGAAGUUAUGGAGCUGCGACGGCAAGUUGCGGAUAAGCAGGUGAAUGAAGAUGUGAUUCUUGCACAGAAGGAAGAAAUCGGCGAGUUGAAGCAGUCGGUUUACAUGAAGAUCAACUUUGAAAAGGAAAUUGUUGGAUUACGUAAGGAGGUGAACUCGCUUCGGGAUCAGACUGAGCAUGUUAUGGCGGAAGUUGGGCAGUGGAAAAAGGAGGCGCUAAGACCCGACAACAAACGUGGAAGCGUGACGAUGCAGACUCCUGACUGCUCCAACCGGGGAACCCCAAAGCCCCGUCGAUCGGAUAAUGUGAGGGAAAGUGAACAAUGGAAAGAAGAGUAUUGCAAUCUACGUAGUCUACACCGCCUGGCUAACAUUGAGGCCGAAGCCCUUAAAGAGAAGCGAGUUGAAGCUGAGAUGAAACGAAUGGAAGCCGAAAAGCACGUCAAGACGCUUAAGGAGCAAAUGAGUCGUCUUAUGGCUGGCGGAGAUAAGGCGAAUGUCUCCGGUGCAACCAACCUCAAGGAGCGUCUUGAGGAAGUAGCAGUUCGAUCCGCGAGGAAAGGACUGAAAGUUAUGCCAGGAAGAGCGGUUGACUCUAUUCAACCGGCAACUGAGGAUCGUACGGAUUCGGUGGCUAAGAAACCUGCGUCUGCCACAACUAAUGACCGUGUCGAAUUUGUGGAGCAAAAGAGACAGCUUCGCAUGCUGAGGAAGAUCGGGUUGGAGCCUUUAUGCAAGGAAGAAGGCGUUAAGCUCGACAAAUUUGAGGAAACAAUUUGUGAGUUGGCGAAGGCUCGCGCACGUAAAGCCUUCGGUGAUGAUAAGGGUUGGACAUCUAAACAGAUUGGUGAGAUCCAUGAAAUGAGCGAUGAUGCAUCAAAGGAGGUAAGCAACACCGACGACGAGGAUGGGAGGUCUGUUGAGCUCUAGGGGGGUUUCCUGAACAUGGCGAAGCUUUGGUCUCUCGCUCAAGAGUGCAGGGUUAGC
This is a messenger RNA of Chara braunii, 1065 nucleotides long. Lineage: Eukaryota; Viridiplantae; Streptophyta; Charophyceae; Charales; Characeae. The record is from the annotation of a GenBank genome assembly.